AUGAUCGUCGGAACGAUCGCGCAUUACCUCGGGAAGAGGGCGGACGAGUAUCACAGCCAUCGAUGGACGGUGUACGUCAGAGGGCUGGACGGGGAGGAUUUGUCGCACUGCGUGGAGAGCGUGGAGUUCGCGCUGCACCCGUCGUUCGACGAACCGACGCGGGUGCUGACGCAGGCGCCGUACGAGGUGACGGAGACGGGAUGGGGUGAAUUCGACAUCGGGGUGAAGAUCACGUUCUCGAGCGAUUGCGGCGAGGCGAGAACGGUGACGACGACGACGCCGUUGAAGCUGUUUCCGAGCGCGGAGGAAAUCGCGAGGCACGGACCGCAGACGACGAAGAAACCGUUGAUCAAGGAGCGGUACGAGGAAAUCGUGUUUCACGAGUGCGAUGGUGGGUUUUAUAAGCGGAUGAAGUCGCACGCGUGGAAGAGGGCGCCGAAGAGCGCGCACGACGACGCGUGGUCGUCGUUCAAGGACAAGCCCGAGCUCGUCGGCAUCUACGCCGCGCGGGAGGUGACGAAGGAGCGGAUCAAGAUUUUGGAGCAACAACUCGAAGUCUUAGAGAGCAUCGAUGCCAACGCGUGA
Messenger RNA from Ostreococcus lucimarinus CCE9901, 585 nucleotides. RefSeq lists its product with no specific name. The record is from RefSeq and is a predicted model, not a curated record. The transcript has a single exon. The coding region runs from base 1 to 585 and encodes 194 amino acids. Gene Ontology annotation, biological process: regulation of DNA-templated transcription. NCBI's taxonomy places the organism in Eukaryota, Viridiplantae, Chlorophyta, Mamiellophyceae, Mamiellales, Bathycoccaceae.